CACUUGAAGAAACAGUUACGGCUAGCGAGCCGUAUAUGACGGUUGAUUAAAGAUCUUCGUCAACACAGUUUAGAGUGUAAUUGAGAGUAGGCUGAAAAUGUUGAUUACCGCUAAAGUGGUGGCUAUAGGUUUGGGUUUAGCCCUCACCGCCUUUACCGUAUCCACAAUUGUGUUGGCUGUGCAAAAGUCGAAUCUAAAAGACGAUCUACAAAACGCACGCGAUGAAAUAGAGCAAUUGUUAAAGAGCACCACCACAACCACUACAACCGCCAUAACCACAACCGCGGUAACAACACCGACGAGUAGCAGCGCAGGCACAACACCCACCACAACAACAAUUGCGCCGGUGCCAACAACAACAUCUACAUCAACACCAGGGUCUUCAACUACAGCGCCGGAAGUUAUUGACUACAGACUGCCCGACAGCAUUUACCCCACCAGUUAUGAUCUCUAUCUACAUCCCGACAUUGAGACGGGCAAUUUCACCGGUCAAAUCCGCAUCAGAGUCCAAACAACGCGUGCCAUCAAACAAAUUUUACUCCAUUCCAGCGGAUUAAUAAUUAACAAUGUUUAUUUGGUGAACACACCGAGCGCAACAAUAUUCGUUCAGAACUACUAUUUGGAUACAGUACGCGAGUUUUUGGUAAUCGAGUUGAGUGAGGAGUUGGCCGCUAAUCUUACCUUUCAGAUUGGCAUAUUGUUUGAGGGUAAUAUGUCUGGUAAAAUUGUAGGACUCUACAGUUCGUCGUACUUGAAAGCGGAUAAUAGCAGAAAGUAUAUUGCGACAUCUAAAUUUGAGCCAACCUAUGCGCGUCUCGCUUUUCCCUGCUUUGAUGAGCCCGCAAUGAAGGCGACGUUCGACAUUACAUUAGUACAUCCCACAGAGAAUGACUACCAUGCGCUCUCAAAUAUGGAUAUUGCGAGCACAUCGUAUCAGGGUAAAUACACCGAGGUACACUUCAACCAAAGCGUGCCGAUGAGCACAUAUUUAGCUUGUUUCAUUGUAUCGGACUUUAAAUACAAAUCGGCUGAAAUCGAUACGAAGGGUAUUGGCAACACAUUCACUUUGCGUGCUUUUGCCACACCCGAGCAGUUGGAUAAAGUCGAUUUCGCUUUGGAAGUUGGCAAGGCAGUGAUCGAGUAUUAUAUACAAUACUUCCAGGUGGAAUAUCCGCUGCCAAAAUUGGACAUGGCCGCCAUACCGGAUUUCGUCUCUGGCGCUAUGGAACAUUGGGGUCUGGUGACAUAUCGGGAAACCUCUUUGCUAUAUGACGAAGAGGUUAGCUCAACGACGAAUAAGCAGCGUGUCGCGAGUGUUAUUGCUCAUGAGUUCGCACAUAUGUGGUUUGGCAAUUUGGUUACUAUGGCUUGGUGGAAUGAUUUAUGGCUUAAUGAGGGUUUCGCGAGCUAUAUUGAAGAUAAAGGUGUUGAGGCGAAAUUUCCUGAAUGGAAAAUGCGUGACCAAUUCAUUACUGGCACUCUGCAUGGCGUGCUCACUUUGGACGCCACACUCGGCUCACAUCCCAUCAUACAGACAGUAGCGAAUCCCGAUCAAAUCACAGAAAUUUUCGACACUAUCACUUACUCGAAGGGUUCUUCAAUCAUACGAAUGUUGGAAGAUUUUAUUGGUGCUGAGAAUUUUCAAAAAGCUGUUACCAACUAUCUGAAUGAAUAUAAAUAUAAAAAUGCUGUGACCGAUAAUUUCCUAACAGAAAUCGAGAAACUCGGUUUGGAUAUUGAUGUGAAAUCGAUUAUGAACACUUGGACCGAGCAAAUGGGUCUGCCCGUUGUGGAGGUGGAGCAAGUAAGCGCUACACAGUUCAAACUCACCCAAAAACGGUUCUUCUCCAAUCCUGAUGAUUAUAGUGGCACUUAUGAUGAUUCGCGCUUCAAUUACAAAUGGUCUAUACCAAUUACAUAUAAAACAAAUAACGAUACUGAAGCUGUGAGAGAAUGGUUCUACUACGAUCAGCCGGAAUUAAUCAUUGAAUUGACUGCCGUUCCGCAGUGGAUCAAAUUCAAUUAUGAUCAGAUCGGCUACUAUCGCGUCAACUAUCCUGCUGACUUGUGGCUAAGUUUGGCGAAUCAGUUAAUCGCUGAUCCGACAAAAUUCUCAGUUGGGGAUCGUGCGGGACUCUUAAACGAUGCCUUCUCUCUCGCCGAUGCGACACAACUUUCUUACGACACAGCACUCGAUAUGACCGCGUAUCUGGCAAAGGAACCUGAUUAUGUGCCCUGGAAUGUGGCAGCAUCAAAGUUGACCUCACUCAAACGUCUGCUGAUGUUCACUGAAGUUUUUGGUAAUUACAAGAAAUAUGCGCGCGAGUUGAUUAAGCCGAUCUACGAGAGCGUCACGUGGACUGUGGGCGAAGAUCACUUGGAGAACCGCUUGCGUGUAACUGUACUAUCGGCAGCCUGUUCACUGGGUCUCGAAGAUUGUCUGAGCGAAGCUGGGUCGCGCUUCAACACUUGGUUGAGUAAGCCAACCGAACGGCCGCAUCCCGAUAUUCGUGAGACUAUCUACUAUUACGGCGCUUUCUCCGCUAAUGAGCAGUCUUGGCAGACAAUGUGGAAUCUAUUUGUGAGCGAAAUUGAUGCCAGUGAGAAAUCUAAAUUAAUGUAUGGUCUGUCUGCUGUACAAGUGCCAUGGAUACUGAGCAACUACAUCAAUCUCGCAUGGGAUGAGAACAAUGUACGCGGCCAGGAUUACUUCACUUGUCUACAGUAUAUAGCUGCUAAUCCGGUUGGGGAACCUUUGGUUUGGGAUUAUGUACGGGAAAAUUGGCUUAAAUUGGUUGAACGUUUCGGCUUGAAUGAACGUUACUUGGGCAGUAUGAUUCCGUCUAUAACCUCACGUUUCGAUAAACAAACAAAAUUGGAGGAAAUGGAACAAUUCUUUGCCAAAUACCCGGAGGCUGGUGCUGGUGCGGCGGCACGUGUUCGCGCUUUGGAGACGGUUAAAAAUAAUAUUGCAUGGUUGGCGAAUAAUAAGAAUAGCAUUGGCGCGUGGCUGGAAGAAGUCUAUUCGGAAGACUCAGUCCGACGAACAGGUUUACUAUUUCUUGUGAAUAUCCUUAAAAACAAAUCUGUUAUCGGCACAAAAUGCUGCGUAAUGUUAACAGCGCCGAAUAUUGCAAUUUGCCUUGCAUUGACCACAACAGCCUUUAUGAUAUCAACGAUUUUUUUAGCUGUCGAAAAGGCCGACUUAAAGGAUGAUUUAGAUAAAGCUUUAAAUAAGUUAGACGAGUUUUAUACGGUGCCGACCACUUUGCUCACCACUUUGUCCACCACUUUGCCCACCACUGUAACCGCGCCAUCAACGGCAAGCCCAACUGCAACUGCCUCAACACCCUCAACAACGUCGCCAGGAACUGCAACCAAUCCACCUAAUACAACACCCAGCUCAACGGCCAGUCCGACGACGGUCUCCACACAAUCGACGCGUACAACAGCAGGCAUUAUUUGGCCAACAGAAACUGUAACAGCUACAACAAUAACAGCCGUGACGUCAAAUCCGAAUUAUCCGACGCUGCCCACGGGUUUACCAGAUCCGGAAGAGAUUAUUUAUCGUCUACCAACCGAAAUUCGUCCCGUCAAAUAUCGCCUCUAUUGGCAUCCGAACUUCGAUACGAACACCUGCGAAGGCUCGGUGACCGUACAAGUUGAGGUCGAUGUGCCAACAAACCUGAUUGUUAUGCAUUCUAAGGACCUGGAGAUCAAUGGCAUCAGCAUACUAAAUGUCAUGGCAUAUAUGCGCAUACGUGUUAAAUCAUUUUAUUUGAGUGAGGAACGUGAGCUGCUGAUAAUUGAAUUGGAGGAAUUGCUCCGUACCAGCACACCAUAUGUGGUGAACGUAGAUUUUAUAUGUCAAUUGACUGGAUUGAACGGCAUGUAUUCAAGCGUAUACAAGGAUGAGGCGAAUGAGGAAAGAUGGAUUGCUACAACGAAAUUCGAGCCUACUUAUGCACGUACUGCCUUCCCCUGCUUCGACGAACCGGCUUUGAAAGCCUCUUUUAUCAUUACAGUAGUACGUCCAACCAACGGUGGUUAUCAUGCGCUAUCAAAUAUGCCAGUUGCGAGCGAAGUGGUAAAUGGCAAUGUAACGGAAGUGACGUUUGAGCAAAGUGUACCGAUGAGCACAUAUCUCGCUUGCAUUAUUGUUUCCGACUUUGCUUCUCAAUCCAAAACUGUAAAUGGUACACUAGAAGGUGCUGACGAUUUUGAAAUGCGUGUUUUUGCUACUUCCAAUCAAAUUGAAAAAGUCACUUAUGCCUUGGAAACUGGUGUCGGCAUCACUGAAUACUAUAUCGAUUUCUUCAAUGUCUCUUACCCAUUGCCCAAAUUGGAUAUGGCUGCUAUACCAGACUUUGUCUCAGGUGCCAUGGAGCAUUGGGGCUUAGUUACAUACCGCGAAACUGCCCUACUUUAUGAUCCCACAAUCAGCUCCAGUGCGAAUAAACAGCGCGUAGCUACAGUGGUGGCGCAUGAAUUGGCACAUAUGUGGUUCGGUAAUUUAGUAACUAUGAAAUGGUGGAAUGAUUUGUGGCUAAAUGAAGGCUUCGCCAGCUAUAUUGAGUACAAAGGUGUUAAUAAAGUGCAUCCUGAGUGGGAUAUGCUCGAUCAAUUCAUCGUUUCUGAUUUGCAUAACGUACUCGAACUUGAUGCCACUUUGGCUUCACAUCCUAUUGUUCAGACUGUAGAGAGUCCCGCACAAAUUACAGAGCUUUUCGAUAGCAUAACAUAUUCAAAAGGUGCUUCUGUUAUACGUAUGUUGGAGGAUUUGGUGGGGGAGGACAAAUUCCGUACUGCCACAAACAACUAUCUGUAUAAAUUCUACUAUAGCAACGCAGAGACUGAAGAUUUCUUGUCAGAAAUCGAAGCCCUUGAAUCUGAUUUCGACGUGAAAUUAAUUAUGCAAACAUGGACUGAACAAAUGGGCUUACCCGUGGUAGAAGUGCAGAAAGAUGGAAAUACAUAUACACUUACACAAAAGAGAUUCCUAUCAAAUCCAGAAGAUUACAGUGCUGAAUUUGAAGAAUCCAAAUUCAACUAUCACUGGUCCAUACCAAUAACAUAUUUCACAAGCGAAAACGCAGAAGUUGCUCGCACUAUUUUUAAUUACAAUGAUAAUGAGGUAAAAAUAACACUCAACAGUUCUGCCGAUUGGAUUAAAAUCAAUAAGAACCAAGUCGGUUAUUAUCGUGUAAAUUACGCAGCCGAACAAUGGGGGGAGCUGACGAAUGCACUUAUUGCCUCUCGCGGCAAAUUCAGUAAUGCCGAUCGCGCACAUCUCCUCAAUGAUGCCUUCUCUUUAGCUGAUGCCUCACAGCUGGAUUACAGUAUUGCACUGAACUUGGCUUUGUACCUGGAAAAGGAGUUGGAUUAUGUGCCAUGGCGUGUGGCCAGCGGGUGCCUUUCAGAUAUUAGAAAUCUGCUUUACUACACAGAUUCAUAUCGUGACUUUGUGGUAUUUGUACGUAAAUUAAUUGUCAAUGCUUAUCAAAAUGUGACAUGGGAAGUGAGUGGAGAUCACUUGGAUAACUUGCUGCGCGUCAAUAUAUUGAGUUUAGCCGGUAAUUUCGAGUAUCAGCCAAUGUUGAAUGAAGCCGCUACGCGUUUUACCGCUUGGUUGAGCAAUCCUAGCGAAAGACCCGAUCCGGAUAUACGUGUGGCUGUGUAUAACUUUGGUAUGAAGAGUGUAGGUGAUGAAAAGACAUGGGAUCAAGUGUGGGAAUUGUUUAUAAACGAGCAGGAUGCGCAAGAAAAAGCCAAACUGAUGGAAGCCUUAGCGGCAAUAAACUCGCCUUGGAUUUUGCAACGUUACAUCAAUUUGGCCUGGAACGAGAGCUAUGUACGCGGACAAGAUUAUUUCACUUGCCUUACAUACAUAUCACGUAAUCGCAUCGGUCAAAGCUUAGUAUGGGAUUAUGUGCGCGAGAACUGGCAACGUUUAGUAGAUCGCUUCGGCAUUAACGAACGUUAUUUGGGUCGCUUAAUACCAUCCAUAACUUCGCGUUUUGUUACACAAACGAAAUUAGAAGAAAUGGAAGCAUUCUUCGCCAAAUAUCCAGAAGCAGGUGCUGGCACGGCAGCACGAAAACAAGCAUUGGAGACAGUUAAAUUCAAUAUUAAAUGGCUAGAACAGAAUAAGGAGAAAAUAGCAAAAUGGUUGGCGGAGCAGAAUACGGGAAGCGUGACUACUCCAGCUACAAUAACUGAAGAUGCGAGCUCUUAAAAUCAGACCGCAUUUUAUUAAUAUUCCACCCAAAGUCAUGUUAUGUGAAUUUAUGAAAGCUUUUUCUUUAUUUUUAUAUACAUUAAUAUAAAUAGUAUUUUAACAUAUGAAUUUAUGUAAGUACUUUAAUGAGAGUGUAAAAUUUGUUGACUUUUAUUAAAGUUUGAAUAUUGAAAACUGAAGACAAUAAAUGUAAAUUGUU
Ceratitis capitata (Mediterranean fruit fly) is the source of this 6437-nucleotide messenger RNA. RefSeq lists its product as uncharacterized. NCBI's taxonomy places the organism in Eukaryota, Metazoa, Arthropoda, Insecta, Diptera, Tephritidae. Gene Ontology annotation, biological process: peptide catabolic process; proteolysis. The record is from RefSeq and is a predicted model, not a curated record. Gene Ontology annotation, cellular component: cytoplasm. The transcript has 24 exons. Gene Ontology annotation, molecular function: metalloaminopeptidase activity; peptide binding; zinc ion binding. The coding region runs from base 98 to 6235 and encodes 2045 amino acids.